UGGAGAGACAGAAGAGGAAGGACUUGAAUCCAGCGGCCUUCGGAAACCGUCCAUCGCACGAGGGAACGCUCAAAAGCUCUAAGGCGACAGAAGCAGUAACCGAUCUAGGGUUUGUCUCGCAGGCCGAAUCCAAGAUAUCUCGGCCCCGGACUUGGGGCUUCGAACCUCCCUCAAUCUCGGUUAGCAAAGGGUUAAUUUAGGGAGGAUCAUAUCCCUGAUCCAUCACUGAAUUUUUGCUGAAAUCGUGAAAAAUUAAUUACUAAUAAAUCGUAUUUUGCUUCCUGAUUUGUCAAUCCACAACAUCAUCUGUUCAUUUUGGGUUGCAACAGCCAUUUGCUGGUGACUUUGAGUUGAUCAUGAUGAAAACACAUGAACGUGCUGCAAAUUUUGCGCUUUUAGGUUUGACCUUAGCCCCACUUGUUGUGAACGUAAACCCCAAUGUUAAUGUAGUUUUAACAGCAUGCCUGACUGUUUACGUCGGUUGCUAUCGGUCAGUCAAGCCAACACCACCAUCGGAGACGAUGUCAAAUGAACAUGCCAUGCGAUUUCCUCUAGUUGGGAGUGCAAUGCUGUUAUCACUGUUUCUACUUUUCAAGUUCUUCUCCAAAGAUUUGGUUAAUGCUGUACUGACAUGUUACUUCUUUGUUCUUGGGAUUGUGGCUCUCUCGGCAACAUUAUUACCAGCAAUCAAGCGUUUUCUUCCACGACAUUGGAACGAUGAUCUCAUUGUUUGGCGUGCUCCUUAUUUCCAUUCUGCUUCACUGGAAUUUACCAGGUCUCAGGUCGUUGCAUCAGUACCAGGAACCUUUUUCUGUGUUUGGUACGUUCUGAAAAAGCAUUGGUUGGCGAACAAUAUUUUGGGGAUUGCAUUCUGCAUUCAGGGAAUUGAAAUGCUAUCCUUGGGGUCAUUUAAAACCGGUGCCAUUCUCUUGGUUGGACUAUUCUUUUAUGACAUCUUUUGGGUAUUCUUCACUCCGGUAAUGGUUAGUGUUGCUAAAUCUUUUGAUGCUCCAAUAAAGCUUCUAUUCCCAACAUCUGAUGCUGCACGACCAUUUUCCAUGCUUGGCCUUGGUGAUAUUGUUAUUCCUGGGAUUUUUGUUGCAUUAGCAUUGCGCUUUGAUGUGUCAAGAGGAAAACAACUACGCUACUUCAGUAGUUCCUUUUUGGGAUACACUGUUGGGUUGGUCCUCACAAUUAUUGUCAUGAAUUGGUUUCAAGCUGCACAGCCCGCUCUGCUUUAUAUAGUUCCUGGUGUUAUUGGAUUUGUAGCUGCUCAUUGCCUUUGGAAUGGGGAAGUAAAACCGCUAUUGGAGUAUGAUGAAUCAAAAUUGUCGACCGAACCCAGCAGCAGUUCCACACAAGAUGGAGAAACCAAAGCCGACAAGAAAGUGGAUUAGUUGUUCAUUUUGGUUGUCAAAACAAUUAUGAUAUUUUGUCACAGGUGCUGUUCAACUAAUAUCAGAGCGUUGCUCUAAAUAGGCUUUGAAACGUUAAAAAAGAGUUUUACAAGUACAAUUAAAUAUUAGUAUCA
Molecule: messenger RNA, 1531 nt
Organism: Musa acuminata AAA Group (dessert banana)
Lineage: Eukaryota; Viridiplantae; Streptophyta; Magnoliopsida; Zingiberales; Musaceae
Product: signal peptide peptidase 2-like
Exons: 12
Coding region: 357-1397 (346 amino acids)
Biological process (GO): membrane protein proteolysis
Cellular component (GO): lumenal side of endoplasmic reticulum membrane; membrane; cytoplasmic side of endoplasmic reticulum membrane
Molecular function (GO): aspartic endopeptidase activity, intramembrane cleaving
Source: RefSeq, a predicted model, not a curated record